Fusarium poae is the source of this 1932-nucleotide messenger RNA. RefSeq lists its product as uncharacterized. Gene Ontology annotation, biological process: proteolysis. The record is from RefSeq and is a predicted model, not a curated record. Gene Ontology annotation, molecular function: serine-type endopeptidase activity. The transcript is spliced from 5 exons. Bases 1 to 1932 code for a protein of 643 amino acids. NCBI's taxonomy places the organism in Eukaryota, Fungi, Ascomycota, Sordariomycetes, Hypocreales, Nectriaceae.
AUGGUCAACAUCACUAUCAAUGGCAACACGGUCAACACAAAUGAAUUGCCCGCUGAGCUUCCCCAAACAGCGGCCAAGACCAACUUUAUCCUCAUCCAGACCUACAACCGUGACUUGACUGCGACCGAGAAGCUUAAGCUUGUGGACCUCGUUAAUAUCCAAGAAUAUAUCGCCCAGUUCACCUACUUGUGUCACUAUGUGAAAGAAGACCUCGAGCCAAUUCGAAAGAAAGAAUAUGUCAAAGGUGUCACCGUGUAUCUGCGAGAGCUAAAGAGUACCAUAUCGCUCAAAGAUAUGGUAGAGAGGGAAGCGGACAGAACAUUUUAUCGCGUCGAUUGCAUUCUUCAUGAGACACCCAAUGUCACCGCUGAGAAACUUGCUCCAGAGAUCGCCGAAAAGGCUGGGGUUGAUAUCACAAAACUUGCCAUUUCUCCAGUGAGGAUUAGACUCACCGUUCAUCAAGACAAGCUUGAAUCUCUGGCGAAGCUCGACAGCAUCAGUCGCAUUGAAGAAGUCCGACCAGAUGAAGUUCUUAAUGACCUGGCUCGUGGAACCCUCAAUGCUGAAAUCCUCGCUUUGUCCACCUCGUACGAAGGAAACGGCCAGAAGGUUUGUGUCGCAGAUACUGGCUUUGACCAAGGCAAGAUGAUAGACGAGCAAGGUAUCCAAGUCCAUCCAGCUUUCGACGGGCGUGUUGAGCAUCUGGAGUCACUCUGGCUCGGAGAUGACAGCAAAGAUACUGCAGGCCAUGGAACGCAUGUUUGCGCAUCAAUCUGCGGCAAUGGACUUUACAAGAGUGGCAACACCCGAGUUCGGGGCGUGGCCCCAGGCGCAACACUCAUGGUUCAAUCUAUCGCCCAAGUUUCUAAAGAUCCCAAAAAGGGUGCCAUCGAAGUUCCAUUGGACCUGGGCCUUCAUCUGUUCUCAAACCCUUAUAGUCUUGGAUACCGUAUCCACAGUAACUCGUGGAGUAAGGUCUGGGAUGCGAAGACUGGUCAGUUAGGAUAUGAGGGUCAAGCCUGGGACAUUGACAAGUUUGUCAUCGAUCAUCAAGACUUUGUCGUUCUGGUUGCAGCUGGGAACAAUGCUGCAAAAGCCAAGUCAAAGAGCAACCAUAUCGGUGCUGCUGGCUCGGCGUUUAAUUGCAUCACUGUCGGGGCUACAGGGACAACACGCCCGAACGAUGGCUACGGGUUUGACAACGAGAUCGGUGCAAAGCCAAUGACACGAAUCAACGACACUGCCAGGUUCAGUAGCAGAGGUCCGACUAAACCUGGCCGAGACAUCAACGGCAAUGAGUAUGCUGGCCGGAUCAAGCCUGAUGUCGUAGCACCAGGUGUGGCAAUUUUAUCAGCAGCUUCUAGAGCAAUGGCCAAGAAUUCGAGAAACAGAGUCAUGUAUGGACGGUCAGGAGAUGAUGACUGGACGUUUAUGUCAGGCACAAGUAUGUCAACACCUCUCGUCGCUGGUUGUGUAGCACUUCUUCGUGAAGCUCUUCAAGAACAUGGCAAGAAGUAUCCUAGCGCGGCACUCAUCAAAGCGCUGCUUGUCAAUGGCGCUGUGAACUUUUCUGAACAGCUUGAUCUUGGGCUUGGCUACGACUAUGAUCAGGGGUUUGGAAGAGUCGACAUUGACAGCUCUAUUUCUAUGGUGAAGCUGUCCUCAUUCAUCGAUGGCGGAAAGCUUUUCGAGGAUACGCAAUUUGACGUGGCACCUUUACGACAAGUGCCCGAGGAAGAGAGACGAUGGAGUAGUUCUCUAAUUACAAACUCUGAACGACAUGGAAACAUGGGUAAAGGUUCAGGUUUUGACCAUAUCAACAACGUUGAGAAGAUUAUAUGGGAAAAUGUGCCGGGUGACACGUUCAAGAUCGUUGUUUCGAUUUGGAACAACCUUGAUGUCAAGGCGCCUGCGUCAUUCGCUGUGGCAUGA